Molecule: messenger RNA, 939 nt
Organism: Echinops telfairi (small Madagascar hedgehog)
Lineage: Eukaryota; Metazoa; Chordata; Mammalia; Afrosoricida; Tenrecidae
Product: olfactory receptor 4K3-like
Exons: 1
Coding region: 1-939 (312 amino acids)
Biological process (GO): G protein-coupled receptor signaling pathway
Cellular component (GO): membrane
Molecular function (GO): G protein-coupled receptor activity; olfactory receptor activity
Source: RefSeq, a predicted model, not a curated record
AUGGAAGAAGCAAAUCAGUCUGUGGUCUCCGAGUUCGUUUUCAGUGGGCUUUGUGAUUCAAAGGAGCUCCAAGCCUUCCUCAUGCUGCCAUUUUCAGCACUUUACCUGAUGACAGCUGCGGGCAACCUCCUUGUUGUGCUAUUGAUCAUUUCAGACUCUCGUCUCCAUUCCCCAAUGUACUUCCUUUUGGCCAAUCUCUCAUUUGUUGACUUCUGUCUUUCCUCCGUCACAACUCCUAAACUAACCACAGACUUCCUAAAGGAUAAUAAGACCAUCUCCUUUGGGGGCUGCAUGACUCAGAUUCUCUGUGUACAUUUUUUUGGAGGUGGGGAGAUGGUACUGCUUGUGACAAUGGCCUACGACCGAUACGUGGCCAUCUGCAAACCACUCCAUUACUCCAGCAUCAUGGACAAACAGAAGUGCCUCUGUCUAGUUUUGAUAUCAUGGAUCAUUGGUUUUGUGCAUGCCAUGAGUCAACUGGCAAUGAUUCUGGAACUGCCUUUCUGUGGACCCAGAGUAAUAGACAGCUUUUUCUGUGAUAUUCCAUUAGUAAUAAAACUAGCCUGCAUGGAUACCCGUACCCUGGGAACACUGAUAAAUGCUGACAGUGGGGUUUUGGCAACAACCUGCUUCAUUCUCUUGCUGAUUUCUUACACCUAUAUCCUAACAACUGUUCACCUUCACUCUAAAGGUGGAGCAUCAAAGGCAUUGUCUACCUGCAGUUCCCACAUCACAGUGGUGGUCUUGUUCUUUGGGCCCUGCAUCUUCAUCUAUCUGUGGCCACUCAACAUCACUUGGGUGGACAAGUUUCUUGCUGUGUUUUACACAGUCAUCACACCUGUCCUGAAUCCAGCCAUUUACACAUUGAGAAAUAAGGAGAUUAAAAAUGCCAUCAAGAGACUGGUAGAUCAGCAUAUGGAUUCAAGGGAUACAUUUUAG